Messenger RNA from Trypanosoma theileri, 1137 nucleotides. RefSeq names its product putative phosphatidylserine decarboxylase. The record is from RefSeq and is a predicted model, not a curated record. The transcript has a single exon. Gene Ontology annotation, biological process: phosphatidylethanolamine biosynthetic process. Bases 1 to 1137 code for a protein of 378 amino acids. Gene Ontology annotation, cellular component: mitochondrion. Gene Ontology annotation, molecular function: phosphatidylserine decarboxylase activity. Lineage: Eukaryota; Euglenozoa; Kinetoplastea; Trypanosomatida; Trypanosomatidae.
AUGACGUCUGCAACGCGAUUGUUGCGUUUUUACAAAAAUGACGUCUCAAGGAGUUACGUUAAUCCCAUGCGGAGAUGGGUCUAUCAUUAUCUCUUUGGUGGUGCUCUCCUUGGUGGUGGGUUGUACGUGUACGGGCAGUAUCAAUAUGCUGCAUGGGAGGCGACACGUUAUCCCGAGCGUGGUGAUCGACUAUGUUCACCAAGUAUGUUGGAAAUGCUUCUCUUACUUCCUUUAAAUUACCUUUCAUAUGCUUUUGGAUGUCUUAGCGAGAGUGAUUACCUUCCGGAGUCUUUUCAUCGUUUUUUCAUUGGGGCAAUUGUUUGGUGGUAUGCUAUAGACUUAUCAGAAGGAAAGAAAGAGGAAUUCUCAACACUGCAAGAAUUCUUUGUACGGGAGUGGAAACAAGAGUUACGGCCAAUAGCACCAACUCCUGUAACUUCCCCUUCAGAUGGAAUAGUUUUAUCUGUGCAAGAAGAUAUCGUAGAUGAUCAGCUAGUUCAAGUCAAGGGAAUGACGUAUAGCAUCCGACGGCUCCUUCAUAGAGAUAUGAGUCCAGUGGAAAAUGGAGAAAAACGGAUAGCGAUUGCCUUACACCUUCGUACUCAAGACUAUCAUCAUGUAAUUUCCCCAUGUUCAUUCAACUGCAGUGAAGUUGUUUACAUUCCUGGAGGUUUGUUACCGAACACUCCAGCAGGAUAUCAUUGGAUUCCUUCUCUUCUUCCCCUCAAUGAGCGGGUGGUACUCCUAGGACGGACCAACAAUGUCUCUACUAGUAGUAGUAGUAGUAGUAGUAGUAGUAAUAGUGCUAGAGAUGGUAAGGACAGUAAGAAUAGUAACAGCAAUAAUAAUAAUAAUAAGAAUAAUACUAAUAUUGGGAUGGCUCUAGUGGGUGGUACCUUGACAGGACGUAUCAUGCUCCAUUUUGAUGGUCGAGUUCAAACUAACUUUUUAAAUCCACCAGAGUACGCUGUUCAUCGACGUUAUUCUACUGAACCUCUUUUUCAGAAAGGUGAUCCCUUAUCUACCUUCUACUGGGGUUCCUCUGUUGUACUCGUAAUGGACGUACCGAAGCAUGCCUCUUUGGCUGUCAAAGCAGGUGAUGUUGUAAAGGCCGGAGGGACGCUGAUAACAUAUUAA